CUAAAACAUAACACAGUGCAAACGAACCAAACCAAACCACCCACAGAUAACAGUACAUACAAUGCAAGCGUCGUCAGGCAGGCCGGGUCAAUAACAAUCGGGCAGGUAGGUACAGGGGGAGCAAGCAGAGAAUGGUCGGGGUCACAGGCCAGGUUCAGCAGGUAGCAAGCAGCGUAGUACAGAGGGUCAGGCAGAGGGAUGGUCAGGGUCACAAGCCAGGGAUCAAAACAGGUAACAAGCAGCGUAGUACAGAGGGUCAGGCAGAGGGACAGAAACAGGAUGCAGGACAGAUACAGGGCCCAGGACAAACACAACACCAAGGCAGAGUCUGUGGGUCUGGCCAU
This is a messenger RNA of Staurois parvus, 344 nucleotides long. NCBI's taxonomy places the organism in Eukaryota, Metazoa, Chordata, Amphibia, Anura, Ranidae. The record is from the annotation of a GenBank genome assembly.